AUGAAUUUAAAUCUUCGCGUUAUUGAAGCAAAGGAUAUGCCAAAAGAGGAUUUAUUUGGAAAGUGCGAUCCAUUUAUUGAAAUAUAUAUCGAUAACAAGCACGUCAAGAAGACAAAAUAUGUGAAGAAUACUUAUAAUCCAAGGUGGGAUGAAACAUUUUAUCUUCCACUCCAUUACCCAGGAAGUAUCAUCGAAUUUCGUUUUGCUGACUAUGAUGAAAACACUUCCAACGAUAAAUUCGGAUACAUUAGACUUAAUCUCGACAAUUUACCAAUCGGAAAAGUUGUUGAUGAAUGGUAUUCAUUGACACCAUACAAAUCUGGCAAGAAGGUUGGCAAAGCGCACUUUGCCAUGCAGAUUGCACCAGAAAAGCAUACACCAUUCACUCCUUUUGACGGUCCAGCUAAUUGGACACGCCAACAACCAGCCCCAGCUCCAUACCCACCACAAGGCGGCUAUCCACCACAAGGAUAUCCUCCUCAAGGCGGAUACCCACCGCAGGGAUAUCCUCCACAAGGCGCAUACCCACCACAGGGUUAUCCUCCACAAGGAUUCCCACCACAAGGUUUCCCUCCACAGGGAUUUCCAGGAGGCCCAUGCCUCUUCCCACCAGAUGCUAAACCAGGUGAAGUUAUAGUUACAGCCGCAUAUUCACACAAGCAUUGCCCUUCACAUGUUGAAGUACUUAGAGGUGAGGCAGCAGUUGCACAUCUUCAAAAAGCAUGCCGUGGUAACAAAAAAUUGUUUGAACAAAUGUUAAAGGCCGCCACUGUACCACCAAAUUGGGGCCAAUAUCCACCUCCAGGCUAUCCUCCAUAUAGAUAUCCACCACAAGGCCCUUAUCCACCACAAGGAUAUCCUCCUCAAGGAGCAUAUCCACCACCGGGACAAUACCCACCACAAGGCGCUUAUCCACCUCAAGGACAAUAUCCUCCACAAGGACAGCCACAUCAAGGACAGCAGCCACCUCAAGGUCAAUAUCCUCCACAAGGACAGCAGCCACCUCAAGGCCAAUAUCCUCCACAAGGACAACCACCUCAAGGACAGCAGCCACCUCAAGGCCAAUAUCCUCCUCAGGGCUAUCCUCUACAAGGCCAGCAGCCACCUCCUAACCAACAAGCACCACCACCAAACAACUCAAAUCAGAAGUAA
Trichomonas vaginalis G3 is the source of this 1152-nucleotide messenger RNA. Its product is annotated as intracellular sterol transport. The coding region runs from base 1 to 1152 and encodes 383 amino acids. The transcript has a single exon. Gene Ontology annotation, molecular function: calcium ion binding. The record is from RefSeq and is a predicted model, not a curated record. NCBI's taxonomy places the organism in Eukaryota, Parabasalia, Trichomonadida, Trichomonadidae.